This is a messenger RNA of Penicillium brasilianum, 1830 nucleotides long. The record is from the annotation of a GenBank genome assembly. NCBI's taxonomy places the organism in Eukaryota, Fungi, Ascomycota, Eurotiomycetes, Eurotiales, Aspergillaceae.
GGAAGUGUAUACAUGGCUACUGGCCCCUCUUCUACGAGAUGGACAUGCGGUUGGUUCUGGCCACCAUAUGCUUUUAUUCUGAGCCACAAAUUCCAUCGCGACCUCUUGGGUGCAUUGGCGAUGGCUGAAGCCUCUCUGUGAGCCGACCGAACUACGAUCCCCCGGGAUCACGGUGGAUCGUGCAAAGCUACUCCAGAGUCUCGACCCGAUCGGAUAUCCCCACAAUAACCAACAAUAACGUAACGCAGAGUCAAAUUAGAAGCCACCUCAAACACGCUUAGCAGAAAAAAACCCCUCGUUAAUAUGGGGGUACCAACCUCCAUCUGCUUAGAAGAAUUCUCGUUUUCUAUCGCCGAGAGCAGCAAAACACUGCAAGGCCGCCCUGUCCGAUUCAACAUCUAACGGAAGAACAAGUCGAUCUUUGCUUUCAAUCUUCUUGCAUGCUUCGCCCGUGCUGUACAUCUUUUGAAAGUUGAGCUAAGACCAAUGGGUCGCCUGGUCCGAGCUGGUGCUUAAAAGCCACUUCGUUCACGCCAGACUAUUUCUAGCAAGACUGGCUCGGGCACUUCUGCCUCCCCUCUCUCGUCGAACGAACUCUAAUGCCCUCUCGUGUGCAACGGCUCUCCUUACAAGACGGCGCAUUUCGAACAGUCAAAGAACUUUUCUCUAAAUAUUUCUUCAGUUUCUCCUUCUCGCAAUCCUCCCCGUCGCACAACGAACGAUCGCCGUCUCGGUUCUCUCGCUGUAUUAUCCAUCUCCCUCGGCGGUUCCUGUGACUGCCCGUUUCAAUUCGCAUCAUUCCUCGAAUAGCAGUGCAAUGAACUAGAUAUCGCCAUGUCUGAUCAUACUGGUCGGCCAACCGGCGAGGGCCUGGUCCUCGAGGCAUGGGGCCAGGGCCUCAUGAUCGGCAGCUUGCUCAUCAUGGCGGCUAUCACUCUCUCAAACAUGAAGAAACACAUUCUCCUACACAAGCUCAUCCUCGCCGAACUAAUUCUCGCCAUGGGUCAUGGUACCUUCAUUUUCCUGCAAGAGCCCGGCUAUGGCUGGUACUUAUCUGUUACGGCGAUCGGCCUGAAUAUAUCCUGGGCACUGCACAAUGUCAUUGCGUGGAUGAAGAAUCGACCGUUUCUAUCACGCCGAGUCUCAAUGUUCUACAUCGUCACCGUCAUUCUUUCCUGGCCGUAUUGGAUCGUCGAGAUCUAUGCCAACUUCACCUACUUCAACAAUAUCAAUAACCUGUUUCAUACCACUCGACCGCUUGAACCGAUCUUCAGGGACCCCUGGUGGGUGUUCACGACCGUGUCCCUUUUCUACACCAUCAAGCGCGAGUAUAAUUUCGGGCUCUGGGAACUCGUCUUCAUCAGCCCCCGCUUCGGCAUCAUGCUCGCCUCGAUGUGUCUCUCUAUCGCAUUCAUCGUGGUAGAUACCUGCAGUGUCCUGAAUGCUUUCAGUGAUUCACUGCCUCAGGGUAUCGAGCCAUUUUGGAAGUUAUCCUUCAUCUUCAAAUGCCUCUGCGACACGGUCAUCCUCGACGACUUCAAGACAGCCCUAGACAGAAUGCGCGCCUACUGGCUCCGAAAACAAGCCAGCGGCGAGAUUCUUUUGACGAACGCAAAUACCGUUCGCUCACCACAUCGUGGCGCCCAACAAAUCGAGGAUAUUGAGUCUGCACCCAGUGCUCACCGGGUGGUGCGAAAUAACAAGUCUUUCUCCAUGCCUCGGGUUGUGCUCAAGGAUGAAGUUUAAUAUCGGAAGGGUACAGACGGUUUCCUGUUAUUGAUUUCCUAGUUUCUCUUGGGUGUGUCUGGGCUAGGGCUUUGUACAUCAGCG